Messenger RNA from Tripterygium wilfordii, 2891 nucleotides. Its product is annotated as probable LRR receptor-like serine/threonine-protein kinase At1g05700. The record is from RefSeq and is a predicted model, not a curated record. Gene Ontology annotation, molecular function: ATP binding; protein binding; protein kinase activity. The transcript is spliced from 13 exons. Gene Ontology annotation, biological process: protein phosphorylation. Bases 54 to 2747 code for a protein of 897 amino acids. Lineage: Eukaryota; Viridiplantae; Streptophyta; Magnoliopsida; Celastrales; Celastraceae.
UCUGUGUGUAUAUAUAUGGUAAGGGUAUCCUAAACUUUUCAUUUGUAGGAAAGAUGGUUUGUGCCCAAAUGUUAGUUUUGGUUUUGGUAGUAGAAUUAGUUUCAGUUCCAGUAAUCACUAGUCUUGGAACGAAACUAGACGCAGCUACAAAUUCUGCAUAUGGUGGAAGAAGAACACUCUCUAGUGACAAUCCAGAUUUCAUCAGCAUUGAUUGUGGGUCUGGCGAAGAUUAUGUUGAUAAUGUGAGUGGUAUAUCCUACAAGUCGGAUUUGGAGUUCACAAACUCCGGUGAGAAUCGUGAAAUACAAGGCGGAUACAUCUCUCAAGACCCACCAUAUAGGCCGCAGCUAAACAACGUGAGGAGCUUUCCACAAGGAACGAAGAACUGCUACACAUUGAACCCAAUUCAAGGCAAGAACAAUAGCUAUCUCAUCAGAGCUGUCUUCUUGUAUGGAAAUUACGAUGGGUCUAAUGUAAAUCCCAAAUUUGACCUGCAUCUGGAUGGUAAUUUUUGGGAGACUGUUCGGAUUGACGAUACGUCUACUUUUGUCUUCAAUGAAAUUAUACAUGUAGCGUCAAGAGAUGUGAUACAUGUGUGUCUUGUAAAUACUGGGUUAGGAACACCUUUCAUAUCUGCUUUGGAAUUACGUCUUUUGGAAAACUCCAUAUACAAUAUUGAAUCUGCAGGAGCACUAGCCUUGGUAGGCCGAUUCGAUAUUGGCACCCAAGGAAGUACUUAUGUCAGGCACGAGGAUGACCCUUAUGAUCGCCUCUGGAGGCUUGACGACUUUUCUACUGGGAUUCCAAUUACUACCACAUCAAAUAUUACAGCAUUCAGCAGUACUGUUUACAAAUUAUCGGCACAAGUGUUGAGAACAGCUGUCAUACCCUCAAAAAACCAUACGCAGUUGAUUUAUUAUUGGAACCUCAAUACCAAGAGGGAAUAUUACGUCUGCUUGCACUUCAUGGAAUUUGAGGAGGUCGCUAAAGCUCAGCCAAGACAAAUCACUAUCACGUUGAACAGCAUCAACGAUGUUUACCCCAUCACUCUAUAUUACUUAAAGCCGCAGUCUCUGUGUCCCCAAACUACGCUUAAAGGAAAUGCCAACUUCACAAUUUCUAAGACAACGGACUCUGAUCGUCCUCCCAUCCUCAAUGCCUAUGAGGUUUACCAUGCACUUCUGCUCCAGCAUUCACCAACAAAUCAAGACGACUUUGAUGCCAUCGUUGCCGUCAAACAAACAUACAAGAUAACUAGAGAUGACUGGCAAGGAGACCCAUGUGUCCCGCCCAAUUUCUUAUGGAGUGGUUUGAAUUGUAGCUACGACGUUACUCCAAGAAUUAUCUCAUUGAACUUGAGCUCAAACAAACUAAAUGGGAACAUAACUUUUUCAUUUGCCAACCUGACAGCAUUGCAAUUCCUGGAUUUGUCCUACAAUAAUUUUACUGGGUCAACACCAGAAAUUUUAGCAUCGUUGCCGAAUUUGCAAAUCCUUAAUUUGGCUGGCAACAAUCUAAAUGGGCCAGUUCCGAGAGGUCUUGUGGAAAAAUCUGAGCAUGGGUCACUGCAGUUGAGUCUACCAGAAAGUCUACAACUAGGCCAGACAGAUUCAGAUAAAGGAAAUAGCAACUUUAUUAUUCCAAUUGUCAUAUCUAUAGUUGCACUCCUGCUCUUGAUUUCUAUAAUCACAUUUUGGAGGAUUAAAAGGCAACGAGGGCAAGGGACAGUUACCAGAUCAAAGCAAGAAGAUGCAUUAAAAUCAAAGAAUCGGCAGUUUACUUACUCUGAUGUUGUUCGCAUUACUGCGAACUUUAGCACAGUCAUUGGUGAAGGAGGUUAUGGAAAAGUCUAUCUUGGCACCAUGAGAGAUGGCAGUCAAGUUGCUGUUAAGGUGUUAUCUUCAUCAUCAAACCAAGGGUAUAAAGAAUUUCAAGCAGAGGUGCAACACUUGAUGCUUGUUUAUCACAGAAACUUAGUUUCUCUUGUUGGGUAUAGUGAUGACCGGAGAAACAGGGCAUUGGUUUAUGAAUACUUGUCCAAUGGAAACUUGCAACAGCAUUUGUCAGUAUCUAAUAUAGAUGUUCUGAGUUGGAAUAUGAGGCUUCAAAUUGCUAUUGAUGCUGCAAAUGGGUUGGAAUAUCUUCAUAACGGUUGCAAACCACCUAUUAUCCAUAGAGAUUUAAAAACUUCCAAUAUCUUACUGAAUGAAAGUAUGCAAGCCAAGAUUGCUGAUUUUGGGUUGUCCAGAUCUUUCGCAACUGAAAAUGACUCUCAUGUUACAACUCGUCCUGCCGGCACACCUGGAUACCUCGAUCCUGAGUAUCAAUCUACUGGAAACUUCAACAAGAAAAGUGAUGUUUACAGCUUUGGAAUUAUUCUUUUAGAGCUAAUCACUGGGCAGCCUGUAAUCUCUAGAAGCCAUGAGAGUAGCAAGCAUGUGCUUCAAUGGGUUAAUCCUUUGAUCGAAAGAGGGGAUAUCCAGGGCAUUGUUGAUGGGAGGUUGCAAGGCGAAUUCAACACCAACGUUGCUUGGAAAGCAUUGGAGAUAGCCAUGUCGUGCGUACCACCAGCUGCAAUCCAAAGGCCAAACAUGAGUCAUGUAUUGGCAGAUCUGAAGGAAUGUUUGGCUGUAGAGAUGGCAUCUGGAACAAAAUGGAAAACAGAUAACAGCAUGAAAAGGUCAAAUAAUUCAUUUGAAAUGACCUCUCUGGCACUUGAUACAGAAAUGGUUCCAAGUGCUAGGUAGUUGUUAAGGAAUGACUAUACAUGAUAGUUCAACUAGUUUUAAGUUUUAAGUUUACUCUGAUUCGGUCAAGAAAUCCUUUUUAUAGUUCUGGAUUUUAGUUGUCCAUGGGUUUUCAUCUUAUACUUGGCACCUCUUAUAUGUGUG